AUCUGUUCCGAUUAAGAAACAAAUUCAUCUACAUCUUGGAUGGCCUGGUGGAGACACAUUGGCAAAGCUUUUUUCAGCAUUCAACAGGGACUGCACUUAAUUCAGCAGCAGAGCUGGGUAGAUUACUUAACUGUAGUUACUAAUUCCAAAUGACAUGACAAAAAUUGUAGUUAGUAACAUAAUCCAUUACAAGACACAUUUUAGGUAAUGUAAUCAGACUACUUUUAGAUUACUUUUGACCCAAGUCGUUUAUCACAUUGAUUUAAAUAGGAUAAUCUUGGACCAUAUUGAUAUAAAAAUACAAAGAGUAAGAAAAUUCCUUUCAUUGUAAUUAAGUGCAUUAAACAUUGUAUUAUGUCAAGGUUUCCCAAACUGGGGUUCAUAAAGAAACUGCAGGGUAAAGCUAAUAAUUAAAUUAAAAACAUGUAAAAUUAAAAUAAGUAAUUUAGAAUAACAUCAAUCAAAAUAAAACACUUACUAAAAAAUAAAAAAAUUUAUUUGUUCACCUGCAUAUCAUGUGACCAUUAACCAACAGAGAACCAUGAACAUGCAAAUGUGAUGCUUAAUUAUUAAAAUAUUUAUUUUAAAAUCAGAUAAAUGUAUUAGGUGACAGUUGUUUAGAUGACAAAGUUUGGGAAUGCCUGCAUUACAUGUAUAUAAGAAAUAAUAUAAAUUUGAGCAUUUAUUGUGUUUGAAAGACAAACGCCUUCCAGUGCUUUAGUAGUACAUGGUUAAAUAACCAACUGAGUGAUCAUUCAAAUAAAAAUUCAUGUGUUCAUAGUUGAAGCAACGUUCAAACAACAGGUUUUUAAACCUGAAAUGAUUUUUGUAAAUCCAAAUGCUGUGUAGACAGACACCUGACUAAUGACUGGUCUUUGGGUGAAUGUCCACAAAACUGAAGCCUUUCUGAGUGUAUAUAAGCGGUAGCUAUUUUACAAAGAGAAAUUUAAAAGAUGAAAAAGAGGAAUUAGGGAGAAUCAAUAAAUUAUGUGUGAAUAAUAUGUGAUCAAUAACAAAGUAACUGCUGUCUGAUUACGAGUGUUUUAAAAUGUAAUUUAAUCUAAUUUUUGGAAUCUGAGUACGUAAUCCAGAUUACAUGUAAUCAUUACUACCCAGCUCUGCUCAGCAGUGCUCUUUAUAUCACAGGAGUUAAAUGUAAACCCAACAGAUUGCAUGACAUUAGCGGUGGUUUUACAUGCAGCACAGCCUCUAGGGAGUCAGUGUCCAUCCACAUUAUUUAACUAAUCAGCUCUAAACAAACCUGAAUGGAUUUGCCCUCAGCACACUGAAUAUUUUAAACUGCAUUUUUUUUUUUCUUUGUCAUGUAAAUACUUGUUGGCUACAAUAAGGGCAUGGUCUAUAUAGAAUGCAAAAAAAUACUAUAAAAUAAUUUAUGCAACAUAUUUUAACCCUCAUCAUUUUUCCUAGUCAAAAAUGACUACAAAACAUGUCUUAUAAAUUUCUUGUUAUGCUAUUUUAUUGCAAAAUAUUGCAUAAUGUGAGAAGCAAUUUUUAAAAGGCUGAUCAUUUUUGACAGGGAACACCAAAUUAGGUAAAGGAUUUUCAGCACAGCAUAAGGGUUAUAAGCAUAAUAAGCAUACAUUUGUCAUGCAUUAUUAAAAUAACUAAAUUCACUAUAAAACUAUACUAACAAAAUGCUUCUAUGAGAACUGUGUCAUUAUAGAUAUUCAUAUUGUUUACUGCAUCUUUGAGAUUAUGAUUCUGAUUGAAUUAUGCAAAAAAAAAACAUUUACAUAAUCAAAUAUUCAUAUAUUGUUAGUGUGUGUCAUUAAAUCUAAUGAGCAUGUCUUUACAGCACCAUAUUUUUAUUGAAAUAUUACCACUAGAGGGCCUUGCAUUCACAUUAUACUAUACUGAAUUUAGGAUUGAGUACAGUUUUAUCAGAACAAAUGUAAAAAAAAUUAUUAGGAUAAACCUUUAAAAAAUAUACUACAUCUAAAAGGUUUCUUCUCUCACUUAUAACAGUCUGUAAGUAGGUCUUCUGUAUUUGUACAUGUACAAACAGUGGCUUGCGUUGGCCUGAGAUUCUGCAUUUCAACAGCUGUGUAUGAUUAGAUUCUUACUCUUUGUGUGUCAUAGAACCAUUAAAGUCGAGUGGCGUGUUAAUCAGGACACACAUUGUGCACUUCCUGACAGAAGGAUGUGCAGUGUACCGUCCCAGCCUCUCUGACACAGACAGCUGAUUUGUGAUGACCACGUCAAGUUCACCUUCUUACCUUCAGGAGACUUGCAAACUUAUUUUUGACAGAAGUCAACAGAUGCACCUUAUUUUGAAAGUGAGAACAUUUCUUUCCUCCCGGCUUUGGAUCAAAGCAGGACAGUGUACAUCAGAGCAGUGGGGGACAGAGACGGUGCAACAGAGACUGAAAGAGCGGAUAAAAAGACAGAGGAAGCAGGAGUUGCUGACCAUCUCCAAUGUACCCAUGGCAGACUGCCCUCCCUCUCCCCCCAGAACCGCCCCUCCCACCAUGAAGUCAACUCAGUUUUUUGACAUGUUGGACAAGAUGGAGCAGGUUUCUGAGGUGGAGGAAAUGAGGCCACAAAGAUUAAAGGAUGAUUACAUUCCAUACCCACGGAUAGAGGAGGUGUUACAGCGGGGUGAGCCAUACCCUCAGGUUAUCCUGCCUCAGUUCGGUGGUUACUGGAUAGAAGAUCCCGAUGCCUCUGCUGCCAUCCCAAACUGGGAGAAUGGCGUCUGUGAUGAGGAAGAUGGAGAAGGAACCAAUUCAGGACAGUUUGGCUACAGACUGGAGAGCAACUAUGCCAUACGCGCGUACCGCAAGCACUUUCUGGGCAGGGAACAUUUGAACUUCUACUGCACAGCCAGUAACCAUGGCAACCUUGUACUGUCCCUCAGACACGAGGAGGUGAAGGAGCAAGAGUACCUGCACAUCAUUCUCAGGACUCCAUCAAAGACAAUCUAUGACAGGAUCUCUUUGGCGGGCUUGACUGAGCUCCCCAGUGUCCCUCAGUUAGCAAAGCUACUAUGUGAAGACAUUGUAGGUCUGAGGUUUAGUCCUGUGCUGUACCCAAAGGGCUCUCAAUUAAUAGUGAAUUAUGAUGAGCAUGAGUUAAACAACACCUUCAAGUUUGGUGUCAUCUACCAAAAGUUUGGGCAGGCCUCAGAGGAGGAGUUGUUUGGGAACAAUGAAGAAACCCCAGCGUUUACAGAGUUCCUCCGAGUGUUAGGAGACUGUGUAGAGCUGCAGGACUUUAAAGGCUGCAUGGUGAGUAGGUUUCGAGGUGGUUUGGAUGUGUCUCACGGUCAGACAGGGUCUCAGUCGGUCUACACUGGGUUCAGAGCACAGGAACUCAUGUUUCACAUCUCCACCAAACUACCCUAUACUGAGGGAGACAUGCAGCAGGUCCAAAGGAAGCGUCACAUUGGGAAUGAUAUUGUGGCUGCAGUUUUUCAAGAGGAGCCCACGCCUUUUGUGCCUGACAUGAUCGCUUCCAAUUUCCUCCAUGCCUUUAUUCUAGUUCAAGUGGAAAACCCUGGAACAGAUGACACCACAUACAAGGUGUCUGUCACAGCACGUGAAGAUGUGCCACAGUUCGGCCCGCCGCUUCCCAGUCCACCCAUCUUCAAAAAGGGUCCAGAAUUCAGAGAGUUUCUGCUGACCAAGCUGAUCAAUGCAGAGCUGGCAUGCUACAGGUCAAGCCGAUUUGCCAAACUUGAGGAGAGAACACGAACAGAACUUCUAGAUAACCUUCACAAUGAGCUACACAAGCGCACACAGGCAAUGCUGGGUCAUCCUCUCAGCGCAGAGGAAGAGAGGAUGGAGAACGGAGGACAUGGAGGAAUACUGGAGUCUAUUAAGCGGGCGAUGCGCGUGCGCAGUCACUCUAUGGAGGCGAUGGUGGGCUCGCAGAAACACGGCCGCUGCUCUCCGGCAGGAGGAGGCGUGCCUACCAGCCUGAGCGGGGUCGGUCUGACACACAGCAACACUGAGGCUGCCAAGAACUCUUCUCCUGUGACGUCGAGCGCCAAGUCUCCUCUGAAGAGCCCGGUGAAGAGACGCUCAGGCCUGUUCCCACGGCUGCACACCAGUAUGGACGGCCAGCCAGAGCGCCACACACGCAGUGUCCUAAUUGAUCAAAGAAGUCUAGACAGUGGUCAUCUCUCACAGGAAGUGAGAUCAGAGACGUCGUCCAAUCCUAGCUCUCCAGAGAUCCUUAGCAAUGAGAGGCCAUCUCUCAAGCUGAAGGAAGUCAGUGGAAGACCAGAUAUCUCUCGAUCCUCCUCCAGCACCAGCAGCUUCAGCAGUGCUGCAGGAGACCCGGAGACUCUGGAGGAGAAAGAGCCUAGCAGCCUCCAGAUUUCUCCCAGUCUCUCGCCCGUCUUUGGCUCUCUGAGCACAGAGGGACAGGGCGCAGGGACGCCAGUGAUUAUGUGCCGCAGUCCGACAGAUUUUAGGAAUAAAACCUCACCCAGAUCCAAUCUGAAGUUCCGCUUUGACAGAUUGAGCCAGUCUGCUGCUGGACAUUAGCAAAGGGAAUGUCAAAGAUGACCAGAACCAUUAAAAUCAAUGGAUCAGCACUGAAGAUCAAACACUGUCGGGACCGAGAAGGGACCCAUCACUCAUCCUGUGCUCUCAAUCUGAACAUCACAGGAACAAGCACAUACAGUUAGCAUCUCCUCUAGUUUCUGUGGGUAGUUAACUGGUACUGAUUUGGCACAUUAAUUGAUUUUGCACAUUUUGAAGUCUUUCACUGUAAAAAUAAAUAAUAUAAUUAAUCCAAUAUCUUGUGAGUUAAUAAAAUGCAAACUUGGAUUAGCAGGUCAAUAAUAGUAUCUAUCCUCACUUAAUAGUAGAAAACAACACAUUUUAUUUUAAUUAACAAAAUUCCCAGCACCUGAAACAUUCCACAGUAUUUUGAGACUCACAUAAAUGAGCUUUAGCUACAGAAGGAUAUCAUUGCACAAAUUAAUUUCAUAACAAAUCUAAAAUGCACUAGAGUGGUCAAAAAUAAUACAAUAGUCUAGCACAACAUUGCUUUCCUCUGUAACUCUCACGCUUGUGCAAUCCCUGAAAAUCUGCCCUAAAAUCAGGCAUAGUUUGGAAAUGGUUUCAGCCUCUACUGUGUUCCCUGAAGAGUUAUUUAUAAUAUAUAUUAUUAGAAUAAAACUUGAAGUAUUAAAAAGUUUUUUUUUUUUUUUUUUUUAAUGAGUACUUCCGUAACUGAUGCCUAUGAAUAUUAGAAAACCUCCAAUCGCUCAUAUGUGUAUAUAUUUGUUGUGUAUAUUCAUGGAUUGAAACACAGAAGAAUAAACCUUUAUUGUCACAAACAGCUGAAAUGUGUGAAAAUGUGACACUUUUAGAGGGACUUCUCCAUUCUGGUCUUUUGGUAAAAAAUUAAUUUUUUGUUUCCUUAUAGUAUAAAUUGCUUAACAGAAAGAGCUGUGUUAAUUUAUUUCUCUAUGAUUGUACUGCUGUGUAAAGGUUUCUGUAUGGCAAUGUUGAUUUUGUUAAAUAAAAUAUUGUAUUUUGAA
This is a messenger RNA of Onychostoma macrolepis, 5515 nucleotides long. RefSeq names its product RAP1 GTPase activating protein 2b (gene rap1gap2b). Gene Ontology annotation, biological process: activation of GTPase activity; regulation of small GTPase mediated signal transduction. Gene Ontology annotation, molecular function: GTPase activator activity. Gene Ontology annotation, cellular component: plasma membrane; cytoplasm. Bases 2211 to 4511 code for a protein of 766 amino acids. The record is from RefSeq and is a predicted model, not a curated record. The transcript has 26 exons. NCBI's taxonomy places the organism in Eukaryota, Metazoa, Chordata, Actinopteri, Cypriniformes, Cyprinidae.